AGUCCGGAACCAGCGGGGUGAAGGUGAACCCGGUCCGUCUCUCUCACUGCCCGUCGCUGGAAGCACCCGCUCCCCAUCUGCUCCUCCUGCACCGCACCGGGAUCAUCUGCUUAUCCGUGAGCCAUGUCCGUUUUCACCGAUGUCCCGCAGGCCCCGCCCGUAGCGGUCUUCAAACUGACCGCGGACUUCAGGGAGGACAGCCACCCGCAGAAGGUGAAUCUGGGAGUCGGAGCUUACCGUACCGAUGACUGCCUGCCCUGGGUGCUGCCGGUGGUGAAGAAGGUGGAGCGGCUGAUCGUGGAGGACGAAAGCCUGAACCACGAAUACCUGCCAAUCCUCGGUCUGCCGGAGUUCCGCUCUGCUUCCUCCAAGGUCGCUCUGGGAGACGACAGCGCCGCCAUCAAGGACAACAGGGUCGGAGGAGUCCAGGCUCUGGGCGGGACCGGUGCUCUGAGGAUCGGGGCAGAGUUUCUGCGACGGUGGUACAACGGCGUCAACAACACAGCCACACCUGUGUACGUCUCAGCACCCACCUGGGAGAACCACAAUGCUGUGUUUGCCGAUGCUGGCUUUAAAGACAUCCGCCCCUACCACUACUGGGAUGCUGCUAAGAGGGGUCUGGACUUCACCGGAUUCCAGGAUGAUCUGGAGAAAGCUCCAGAACACUCCAUCUUCGUCCUCCAUGCCUGCGCACACAACCCCACCGGAACCGACCCGACCCAGGAGGAGUGGAAGAAGAUCGCAGAGAUCAUGAAGAGGAGGAAUUUGUUCGUGUUCUUCGACUCCGCCUACCAGGGUUUCGCGUCCGGCAGCCUGGACAAAGACGCCUGGGCCAUCCGGUUCUUUGUCUCCGAGGGCUUUGAGCUCUUUGUGGCUCAGUCUUUCUCCAAAAACUUUGGCCUGUACAAUGAGAGAGUGGGGAACCUGACAGUGGUUGCCCAGGACAACGAGAACCUGACCCGCAUCCUUUCCCAGAUGGAGAAGAUCGUCAGGACGACCUGGUCCAACCCGCCAUCUCAGGGAGCACGCAUCGUCAGCAAGACCCUCAACUGCCCCGAGCUGUUUGCAGAAUGGUACGCUGCUAACGAGCAACCGCUCACAA
Molecule: messenger RNA, 1102 nt
Organism: Stegastes partitus (bicolor damselfish)
Lineage: Eukaryota; Metazoa; Chordata; Actinopteri; Pomacentridae
Product: aspartate aminotransferase, cytoplasmic-like
Exons: 7
Biological process (GO): L-aspartate biosynthetic process
Cellular component (GO): cytosol
Molecular function (GO): L-aspartate:2-oxoglutarate transaminase activity; pyridoxal phosphate binding
Source: RefSeq, a predicted model, not a curated record